AUGAUAUUGUUGACCUUUCAACGACAUUGGAAUUAUUCAAAUUGCUUUGCAGUUAUCAUGUUCUUUUCUGUAUUAUUUCUGAUUUAUAUAAUUAAGUUUUCCCAAACUCUCUCAUGUCUUGAUGAUGAUGGUCAUACAGUCGACUGGUUCGUAGGCUACAAAUUACCAAAAGGUUACGACGUUGUUUUUAUGAACGCUGAUCAGAGGAACUGGAAGUUUUCCAAAUCCCCUAUUAAUGAAAAAGGAAUGAUGAAAAAUACGUUUGAAUCCAUGUUCAAGUUGGUUGACAAGCCUGAUUCUGUAAUCGGGAUGUAUAACGAUGAGAUUCCUAAAUGGACCAAGCCAUUAGGUUAUGAUCUAGAGAACUUAUGGUGGGGUCAUAUGAAAGGUGCAUUUGCUUUCGAUAGCACAAAUACGGGAUUUUGGAUUAUCCACAGCAUACCAAAGUUGUCAUAUACGAAUACAUCUUAUGUUUACCCAAGAACCGGAUAUACAUAUGGUCAACAUUUCCUGUGUGUUACUUUGGAGAAGAAACACCUCAAAUCUCUAAUUACACAGUUUGCUUUGGCUCGUCCAUUAUUUCAAGGUGCAUAUAUUGCAUCCAGUUUAAAGUCAGAGUUCCCAGAUUUGGCGAAAUUACUUCAGAAUCAAAAAGUGUUUACUGAAACACAAAGUAAAGUUAUUGAGUUGCAAACAGCUAAACGUUCUUUUCAACUUAAUCAUUUCUCAAAAUCAUCGGAUUUCGGCAAAGAUCUUUAUGCCGAUUUCGUAGCGCCAAAAUUAAAGAAGUCUUUAGAUACAGAAACUUGGCAACAUGACGGGAGUAUACCAUCGGCAUGUCAUCGGCAAUAUUCUGUGAAAAAUAUUGAAUCUAUUUACAUUAGAGCUACUGGAACCACAAUACGGAAUGCGCAAGAUCAUGCAAAAUGGGCUGUUACUGUGCCCUCAAAAAAACCAACUGAAGAUACAAAUAAUUGGAUUUGUCUUGGUGACAUUAAUCGACAGCCUCAUCAAUUUGAACGUGGCGGUGGUACAAUGUGUAUACAAGAUCAAAAACUAUGGCAAUCAUUUUAUGAUUCAGUUCAACGUGUAGAAGAAUGCUCAAGAACUGUUUACACUAUUAUUGCUAAACGUUUAUUCACACGAUUAUUGACUCUUAUUGAAAUUGUGCAAUUUUUUAAUACAUAA
Messenger RNA from Schistosoma rodhaini, 1188 nucleotides. The record is from the annotation of a GenBank genome assembly. NCBI's taxonomy places the organism in Eukaryota, Metazoa, Platyhelminthes, Trematoda, Strigeidida, Schistosomatidae.